GGUGGGGCCGUGCGGUCCUCGCGCCGGCCGUUGCCGGGCGCCUGUUGCUAGGGGCGCCGUUGCCACGGACGCCCGUCUGGCUUCGGACUCGGUCUGUCUUGCUGGGCUCCGGGUGCACCGCACAGCGCCAUGGACGACCUGCGGGUGCUGUGGAUGCGCGACCUUGUGUACUCGGCCUUCAGCAUCACAGACCCCCAGCUCUUCGAGGAGCUGCUGAACCGCGACGAUGGCGAGGCCGAGGACGUCAUCCUGCACUUCCUCAACCAGAUGAGCGACGAGGAGGGCGCCGCCACGCUCUUCUUCUACCGCACCGCGGUGCCGGAGGAAGUAGAGGUGGAGAUCGACAAGGAGAUGCCUGCCCUGUCCGAAGAUGAGGAGGAGGAAGAAGAGAGUGGGUCCAUGGAUAGGGGACCAGUUAAGAAUUUGCUGAUGAGUGGCGAGUCCUUGGCUACUCCACUCGGCACAGAGGAUGAAGAUUUGGAAAAUGUCCCCCCCAAAAGGAUGGUGAAGCGUGUCGUGGAGAAAACCUAUCUCCAGGUGCUCUGCACCCCGGUUCCCGAGGAGUUUCUGAACCAGACUGUGUUGUUUUUUCUCAGAAACACACAAGAGUCAAUCCCUGAGGCCAGCGAUAUGAAGGAGGCGAUGGAGAUCAUGCCUGAAACGCUGGAGUAUGGCGUCAUCAACGCCCAUGUCCUUCACCUCCUGAGGGGCAUCAUUUGCCAGGUGUUUUUGCCAGCGUUGUCCUUCAACCAGCACAAGACAGACAUGACCCUGGGAGUCUCAUCUGCGAAGCCAUCUGAUUCUUUCUUAUACGACAUAGACCUGCCCGGGGAGCCGGUGGAGUACCACAGCGUCCAGCUCAUACGGGACGAAUUCUUAAUGAACCUUCAGAAAUUUGCAAACAGCAUUCAGAGAACAAUGCAGCAGCUGGAAGGUGAGAUCAAGUUGGAAAUGCCAAGCAUCAGUUUAGAGGGCGAGGUGUCUAACCUGGCGGCUGACCCAGACACCGUGGAAACCUUGGAGCAGUGUGUGAUAAACUGGUUGAAUCAGAUAUCUGCAGCUGUCGAGGGCCAGCUGAAGAAGACACCCCAGGGUAAUGGCCCUCUGGCCGAAAUUGAGUUCUGGCGGGAAAGAAACGCCACCUUAAGUGCCCUCUAUGAGCAGACAAAGCUUCCGACAGUCAGAAAAGUCUUGGACGUGAUCAGGGAGUCGGACUCCCUGCUGGUGGCCAACCUGCAGCCAGUCUUGGCGGAGCUGUUCAAGUACCACAUCGAGGCCUCGGACAACGUGCGCUUUCUCUCCACCGUGGAGCGUCACUUCAAGAACAUCACACACGGGGCCAGCUUCCAGGUGGUGCUGGACACCAUCCCCUCCAUGAUGAGCGCCCUGCGUAUGGUGUGGAUCAUCUCCCGGCACUUCAACAAGGACGAGAGGAUGAUCCCGCUCAUGGAGCGCGUGGCCUGGGAAAUCGCCGACAGGGUGUGCCGGGUGGUCAACCUUCGCACCCUGUUCAAGGAGAACCGAACCAGCGCCCAACACAAAACCCUGGAGGCCAAGAACACCCUCAAGAUGUGGAAGAAGGCCUACUUUGACACCCGCGCCAAGAUCGAGGCCUCCGGCAGAGAGGCCCGGUGGGAGUUUGACCGGAAGCGGCUAUUUGAGAAGACGGAUUACAUGGCCUCCAUCUGCCAGGACCUCUAUGACGUUUUGCAGGUUAUGGAGGAAUUCUACAAUAUAUUUGGUCCAGAACUGAAGGCUGUGACAGGGGACCCCAAGCGUAUCGACGACGUCCUGUGCAGAGUGGACAGCCUGGUCACCCCCAUGGAAAACCUCACCUUCGACCCCUUCAGCAACAAGUCCGCCCAGUACUGGAAAUUCGUGAUGGACGACUUCAAGAUCGAAGUCCUGAUUAUUGAGAAAGAAGCAAAAAAUUUCAUUGAUGAAUCUUUUAAGACACUUCGAUCCGCCGAAGCGGCCUUUGACAUGCUCUUAAAAUUUAAGCAUAUUCGUUCGCGAGAGGCUGUGAAUCGGCAGAUGAUGAUGAAAUUUAAUGACAUUCUCGCCCAAUAUUGUAAAGAGAUUGACAUCGUGAAUAAGAUCUUUGUCAAGAACCUUGAAAACCCUCCUCUGUACAAGAACCACCCUCCGGUGGCAGGCUCCAUCUACUGGGAGCGGUCUCUGUUCUUCCGCAUCAAGCACACCAUCCUCAGGUUCCAGGAAGUGGAGGAGAUCCUGGACAGUGAGCGGGGCCAGGAGGUCAAACAAAAAUAUCUGGAGGUGGGUCGGACGAUGAAGGACUACGAGGACCACAAGUAUGAGCAGUGGAAGGAGACCACGGAGCAGGUCCUGCCCAACCUCAUGAAGAAGAGCCUGCUCACUAAGACAUCUGCCAACAAUGAGGAGGCGUCGACUCUGGAAAAGGGGGCUAUUUUUGUAAUCAAUUUUUCUCCAGCUCUCAAAGAGAUUAUUCAUGAAACCAAGUACUUGGAACAGCUGGGAUUCCCUGUCCCUGAACUCGCAAGAAACAUUGCUCUCCAAGAGGACAAAUUUCUUAGGUACACAGACGGGAUGCAGCGUAUGCUGGACCACUACCACAUGCUCAUUGGAACCCUGAAUGAGGCAGAGACUCUCCUCCUUGAUGAUCACUCGCAGGAGCUGGUCCGCGUGUUCAGAUCUGGCUACAAGAGGCUGAACUGGAACUCGUUAGGUAUUGCUGACUAUAUAAGUCGGUGCAAACAGGCCAUUGGGAAGUUCGAGUCUCUUGUCCACCAGAUUCACAAGAAUUCCGACGACAUUUCCUCCAGGCUCACGUUCAUAGAGUCCGUAAACCUCUUUAAAUAUCCGGCACCUAAAAGUGAGGAGGAGCUUCCAGGAGUGAAGGAAUUCUUUGAGUACAUUGAGCGAGAGAGGGCCAGAGACAUCGACCACAUGGUCCGGUGGAAUCUGCAGUCUUUUAAUUCUCUAGUCCUGGGGAACAUCCCUCUGUUCCAAGUGGAGACCAUUCUGACGGCUCCUGAGAUCAUCCUUCACCCCAAUACAAACGAGAUUGACAAGCUGUGUGUCAACUGCGUCCGAAACUGCGUGGAGAUCACCAAGCAUUUUGUGCGAUGGAUGAAUGGCAGCUGCAUACAAUGCCCACCCCAGAAGGGGGAGGAAGAAGAAAUUGUUAUAAUAAGCUUCCACAAUGACAUCUGCGUGAACCCUCAGAUAAUUGAGCAAGCUGUCAUGAUCCCCCAAAAUGUCCACAGGCUGCUGAUCAAUCUCAUGAAGUACCUGCAGAGGUGGAAGCGCUAUCGACCCCUCUGGAAACUGGACAAAGCUAUUGUGAUGGAGAAAUUUGCUGCCAAGAGACCUCCUUGUGUGGCCUACGAUGAAAAGCUGCAGUUCUAUUCCAAGAUUGCUGGUGAUGUGAUGCGCCACCCGCUGGUCAAGGAUGAGCACUGCAUCAGACUGCAGCUGGGACCACUGGCCAGUACUGUACAGGAAAAUGCCAAGUCCUGGGUGCUGUCACUGGGGAGGCUCCUCAAUGAGUCGGCUAAGGAGGAGCUGGAAAGUCUCCAAGAAGAGAUUGAGUCCCUGUCCAAAAAUCUUAAGAAGAGUCCCAGCACCCUUGAAGAGCUCAAGUUCGUUCUUGCAACAAUUGCAGAAAUUAAAAGUAAAUCUUUGGUCAUGGAACUAAGAUACAAGGACGUCCAGGAGCGCUACCGGACCCUGGCCAUGUAUAAAAUCUUUCCUCCUGAAGCAGAGCAAGAACAGGUUAACAACAUAGAGAACAUGUGGGUCGGUCUCUUCAACGAGGCGCUGAACGUCGAUCACGCUCUCUUAGGCAUAAAGAGAACGUUCACCGAGAUCACUCGGGGUGAAAUAAUGAACUACAAAUUACAGAUAGAGAACUUUGCAAAACGCUUUUACAGUGAAGGCCCUGGUUCUGUUGGUGAAGACCUUGACAGAGGUGUAGAACUCCUAGGCGUUUUUGAAAAGGAGCUCGCAAAGCACGAGAAGAACCGCCAGGAGCUGGCCAACGCCGAGAAGCUCUUUGACCUUCCCAUCACGUUGUACCCAGAGCUACUCAAGGUGCAGAAGGAGAUGAACGGCCUUAGGAUGAUCUAUGACCUCUACGAGGGCCUGAAGGUCGCCAAAGAAGAAUGGUCCCAGACCCUGUGGGUGAACCUGAACGUGCAGGUCCUCCAGGAAGGCAUCGACGGGUUCUUCAGGAGCCUCAGAAAGCUGCCACGGCACAUCCGCACCUUGACGGUGGCCUUCCACUUGGAAGCAAAGAUGAAGGCCUUCAAAGAGUCAGUUCCUUUACUCCUGGACCUGAAACACGAGGCACUAAGGGACAGGCACUGGAAGGAGCUCAUGGAAAAAACAGGCGUCUUUUUCGAAAUGACCGAAACGUUCACCUUGGAAAACAUGUUUGCUAUGGAGCUGGACAAGCACACGGAUAUCCUCAAUGAGAUCGUCACAGCGGCCGUCAAGGAGGUGGCCAUCGAGAAGGCUGUGAAGGAUAUUCUGGACACAUGGGAAAAUAUGAAAUUCAACGUGCUCAAGUAUUACAAAGGCACCCAGGAGCGAGGCUACAUAUUGGGAUCUGUGGACGAAAUCAUUCAGAGUCUUGAUGACAACACUGUCAAUCUGCAGAGCAUCUCGGGAAGCAGAUUCGUGGGCCCGUUUCUGCAAACUGUUCACAAAUGGGAAAAAACGCUUUCUCUCAUAGGGGAAGUCAUUGAGAUCUGGAUGUUGGUCCAGAGAAAAUGGAUGUAUCUCGAGAGCAUCUUCAUUGGUGGAGACAUCAGAUCUCAGCUUCCCGAUGAGGCGAAAAAGUUUGACAACAUUGACCGAGUGUUUAAAAGGAUCAUGGGCGAGACCCUGAAGGACCCAGUGAUCAAGAGGUGCUGCGAGGCCCCCAACCGCCUGAGCGACCUGCAGCACAUCAGCGAGGGGCUGGAGAAGUGUCAGAAGAGCCUGAACGACUACCUGGACUCCAAGAGGAACGCCUUCCCCAGGUUCUUCUUCAUCUCUGACGACGAGCUGCUCAGCAUCCUGGGCAACAGCGACCCACUCUGCGUCCAGGAGCACAUGAUCAAGAUGUACGACAACAUAGCCCAGCUGCGGUUCCACGACGGGGACAGUGGGGAGAAGCUGGUGUCGGCCAUGAUCUCGGCAGAGGGCGAGGUGAUGGAGUUCCGCAAGAUCAUCCGGGCCGAGGGCCGCGUGGAGGACUGGAUGACGGCCGUGCUGAACGAAAUGAGACGGACCAACAGGCUGAUUACCAAGGAGGCGAUUUUCAGAUACUGCGAGGACAGGAGCAGAGUGGACUGGAUGCUGCUGUACCAGGGCAUGGUGGUGCUGGCCGCCAGCCAGGUGUGGUGGACCUGGGAGGUGGAGGACGUCUUCCACAAGGUGCAGGCUGGCGAGAAGCAGGCCAUGAAGAACUACGGCAAGAAGAUGCACAGGCAAAUCGAUGAGCUGGUGACGCGGAUCACCAAGUCCCUGAGCAAAAAUGACCGGAAGAAAUACAACACGGUUCUCAUCAUCGAUGUGCACGCCCGGGACAUUGUCGACUCCUUCAUCCGAGGCAGCAUUCUCGAGGCCCGGGAGUUCGAGUGGGAGAGUCAGCUGCGCUUCUACUGGGACCGGGAGCCAGACCAGCUGUACAUCCGCCAGUGCACGGGCACCUUCAGCUACGGCUACGAGUACAUGGGCCUCAAUGGGAGGCUGGUCAUCACACCCCUCACAGACCGGAUCUACCUGACGCUCACGCAGGCCCUGUCCAUGUACCUGGGAGGGGCCCCUGCUGGCCCUGCAGGUACUGGCAAAACUGAGACCACCAAGGACCUCGCCAAAGCUCUGGGCCUUCUCUGUGUCGUGACCAACUGUGGAGAAGGCAUGGAUUACAAAGCGGUGGGGAAGAUCUUCUCGGGCCUCGCCCAGUGUGGGGCGUGGGGCUGCUUCGAUGAGUUCAACCGCAUCGACGCCUCGGUGCUGUCGGUCAUCUCGUCCCAGAUCCAGACCAUCCGGAACGCCCUGAUCCACCAGUUGGCCACGUUCCAGUUUGAAGGACAGGAGAUCACCCUGGACCCGCGGAUGGGCAUCUUCAUCACCAUGAAUCCCGGCUACGCGGGGCGCACGGAGCUGCCUGAGUCCGUGAAGGCCCUGUUCCGGCCCGUGGUGGUCAUCGUCCCUGACCUGCAGCAGAUCUGCGAGAUCAUGCUGUUCUCCGAGGGCUUCCUGUUGGCCAAGACGCUGGCCAAGAAGAUGACCGUCCUGUACAAGCUGGCCCAGGAGCAGCUGUCCAAGCAGCACCACUAUGACUUCGGGCUCCGCGCGCUGAAGUCCGUGCUGGUGAUGGCCGGCGAGCUGAAGAGGGGCUCCUCGGAGCUGCAGGAGGACGUGGUGCUCAUGAGGGCCCUGCGGGACAUGAACCUGCCCAAGUUUGUGUUCGAGGACGUCCCUCUUUUCCUGGGCCUGAUUAGUGACCUGUUCCCGGGGCUGGACUGCCCUCGCGUCCGCUACCCCGACUUCAACGACGCGGUGGAGCAGGUGCUGUCCGAGAGCGGCUACGAGCUCCUGCCGGUGCAGGUGGAUAAAGUGGUGCCUUCCAUGCCGCGGGAGCCGUGCUUCCGCUGCUCCAUGAUCCCUCAGGCAUGGCGGGUCCUGGGUUGCCGCAGGUAUAUCUUAUUCGAUGGAGACGUGGACGCUCUGUGGGUGGAGAACAUGAACUCUGUGAUGGACGACAACAAGCUGCUGACGCUGGCCAACGGCGAGCGCAUCCGGCUCCAGGCACACUGCGCCCUGCUGUUUGAGGUUGGAGAUUUACAGUACGCCUCCCCUGCAACUGUGUCUCGAUGUGGAAUGGUGUAUGUAGAUCCUAAAAACUUGAAAUACCAACCGUACUGGAAAAAGUGGGUUCAUCAAAUACAAAAUAAGGAGGAGCAAAAAUAUCUGGAUAGUCUCUUUGAGAAAUACGUGCCCUACCUCAUGGACGUGAUCGUGGAGGGUAUAGUGGACGGAAGACAAGGGGAGAAGCUGAAGACCAUAGUGCCCCAGACGGACCUAAACAUGGUGACCCAGUUAGCCAAGAUGUUGGAUGCCUUACUGGAGGGAGAAAUCGAGGACCCCGACCUGCUGGAGUGCUUCUUCUUGGAGGCCCUGUACUUCUCCCUGGGUGCCUCCCUGCUCGAGGAUGGAAGGAUUAAAUUUGAUGAAAGCGUCAAACGCAUUGCUUCUUUGCCCACUGCUGACACAGAGGAGGUUUGGGCCAAACCUGGGGAACUGCCAGGCCAGCUUCCAACUUUGUACGAGUUUCAUUUCGAUUCCAAACGGAACCAUUGGAUCCCCUGGAGUAAGCUGGUUCCAGAGUACGUGCAUGACCACCAGAGGAAGUUCAUGGACAUCCUGGUUCACACAGUGGAUACAACCCGCACCACCUGGAUAUUGGAACAAAUGGUCAAAAUUAAGCAGCCUGUUAUUUUUGUUGGUGAAUCUGGCACUUCUAAGACAGCCACUACCCAGAACUUCCUAAGACACCUCAGUGAAGACACUAAUAUUGUGCUCAUGGUCAGUUUCUCGUCCCGCACCACGUCCAUGGAUAUCCAGAGAAACUUGGAAGCCAACGUGGAAAAGCGGACCAGAGACACCUAUGGCCCCCCCAUGGGCAAAUGCCUCCUGGUGUUCAUGGACGACAUGAAUAUGCCCAAGGUGGAUGAAUAUGGCACCCAGCAGCCAAUUGCCCUGCUGAAGCUGCUGCUGGAAAAAGGCUACUUGUACGACCGUGGGAAGGAGCUGAACUGUAAGAACAUCCGGGACCUCGGCUUCAUCGCUGCCAUGGGGAAAGCCGGAGGAGGCCGCAACGAGGUGGACCCCAGGUUCCUUUCACUGUUCAGCACCUUCAACGUGCCGUUCCCUUCAGAGGAGUCCUUGUACCUGAUUUACUUCUCCAUCCUGAAAGGCCACACCGCGGACUUUCACGAGAGCAUCGUGGCAGUGAGUGGCCUGCUGACCUCCUGCACGCUGACGCUCUACAAGAACAUCGUCCAGGACCUGCCGCCCACCCCUUCAAAGUUCCAUUACAUCUUCAACCUCCGUGAUCUCUCCCGGGUGUUCAGUGGCCUUGUGCUCACCAACCCCCAGCGGUUCCAGACGGUGGCCCAGAUGGUGAGAGUCUGGAGGAAUGAGUGUCUGAGGGUCUUCCAUGACCGGCUGAUCAACGAAACAGACAAGCAGCUGGUGCAAGAUCACAUAGGAAACUUGGUUUUGGAGCACUUUGAGGAGGAUGAGGAGGUAGUGAUGAGGGAUCCCAUUCUGUUUGGGGACUUUCGGAUGGCUCUGCAUGAGGAGGAGACACGUAUCUACGAGGACAUCCAGGACUACGAGGCGGCCAAAGCGCUGUUCCAGGAAAUUCUUGAGGAGUACAAUGAGAUCAACACCAGGAUGAACUUGGUGCUCUUCGAUGACGCACUGGAGCACUUGACCCGCGUACAUCGCAUCAUCCGCAUGGACCGCGGCCAUGCGCUGCUGGUGGGCGAGGGUGGCUCGGGGAAGCAGUCGCUCGCAAGGCUGGCCGCCUUCACGGCUGGCUACGAGGUGUUUGAGAUCAUGCUGAGCCGAGGCUACUCUGAGAACAGCUUCCGGGAGGAUCUGAAGAGCCUUUACAUGAAGCUGGGGCUGGAGAACAAGACGAUGAUCUUCCUGUUCACAGACGCGCACGUGGCUGAGGAGGGCUUCCUGGAGCUCAUCAACAACAUGCUUACUUCAGGGAUCGUCCCUGCACUGUUCACAGAUGAGGAAAAGGACAUCAUUUUCAGCCAGCUUGGACAGGAAGCCCUAAAGCAGGGCAUGGGGCCGGCCAAGGAGUCUGUGUGGCAGUACUUCGUGAACAAGAGUGCAAAUAAUCUGCACAUUGUCCUGGGCAUGUCCCCUGUGGGGGACACACUGAGGACCCGCUGCAGGAAUUUCCCAGGUCUGGUGAAUAACACUGGGAUCGACUGGUUCAUGUCCUGGCCUCCCCAAGCCCUGCACGCAGUCGCCAAAUCAUUUUUAGGGGCUAAUCCAAUGAUCCCAGGAGAAAAUAUAGAAGACCUGGUGGAACACGUGGUCUUGGUCCAUGAGUCCGUUGGUGAAUUCAGCAAACAAUUUCUCCAGAAACUGAGGCGCAGCAACUAUGUGACGCCUAAGAAUUACCUGGAUUUUAUUAAUACGUACUCGAAGUUGCUGGAUGAGAAGACUCAGUUUAACAUAGCUCAGUGCAAGCGCCUGGAGGGCGGGCUGGACAAGCUGAAGGAGGCCACCAUCCAGCUGGACGAGCUGAACCAGAAGCUGGCUGAGCAGAGGGUCGUGCUGGCUGAGAAGUCAGCUGCCUGCGAGGCCCUGCUGGAGGAGAUCUCCACCAACACCGCUGUAGCGGAGGAGAAGAAGAAGCUGGCGGAGGAGAAGGCCAUCGAGAUAGAGGAGCAGAAUAAGAUCAUCGCGGUGGAGAAGACAGAGGCCGAGACAGCCCUUGCCGAGGUCAUGCCCAUCCUGGAGGCCGCCAAGCUGGAGCUGCAGAAGCUGGAUAAGUCGGAUGUGACGGAGAUCAGGUCCUUUGCCAAGCCACCGAGGCAGGUGCAGACCGUGUGCGAGUGCAUCCUCAUCAUAAAGGGCUACAAGGAGCUCAACUGGAAGACCGCCAAAGGCAUGAUGUCCGACCCCAACUUCCUGCGGUCUCUGAUGGAGCUCGACUUCGACUCCAUUUCCCAGAGCCAGGUUAAAAGCAUCAAGGGCCUCUUGAAGACCCUCAAUACCACGAUUGAGGAAAUGGAGGCCGUGAGCAAAGCUGGUCUGGGGAUGCUCAAGUUCGUGGAGGCCGUCAUGGGCUACUGUGAUGUCUUCAGGGAGAUCAAGCCCAAGAGAGAAAAGGUGGCCCGGCUGGAGCGGAAUUUCUACCUCACUAAACGGGAACUGGAAAAGAUCCAGAAUGAAUUGGCUGCGAUCCAGAGAGAACUGGAAGCGCUGGGGGCCAAGUACGAGGCCGCCAUCCUUGAGAAGCAGAAGCUCCAGGAGGAAGCCGAGAUCAUGGAGAGGCGGCUGAUUGCCGCGGACAAACUCAUCUCGGGUCUAGGAUCAGAAAACGUCAGGUGGCUGAAAGACCUGGAGGAGCUCAAGCACCGGCGGGUGAAGCUGCUGGGGGACUGUCUGCUGUGCGCGGCCUUCCUGAGCUAUGAGGGCGCCUUCACCUGGGAGUUCCGGGACGAGAUGGUCAAUCAGGUGUGGCAGAGCGACAUCCUGAGGCGGGAGAUCCCCCUGAGCCAGCCUUUCCGACUAGAGAAUCUGCUCACAGAUCCUGUGUCUUUAUCUUUCUGGUCUUUGCUCCCUCCUGAUUCUUCCUGCCGCCCCUGGCUCCUCCAUUUCUGGGUGGAGCCAUCCCCUGUGCAGCGCUUGGUCUCACAGUUGGCAAGGGCAGGCGUGCGGCUCUCAGCUCCUGCCCCUGUCUUCUAGGUGGCCUCCUUCAACGACUCCGACUUCCUGAAACAGCUGGAGAUGUCCAUCAAGUACGGGACCCCUUUUCUUUUCCAUGAUGUGGACGAGUACAUCGAUCCUGUGAUUGACAAUGUCCUAGAAAAAAACAUCAAGUACACUCAGGGGCGGCAGUUCAUCAUCCUGGGGGACAAGGAGGUCGACUACGAUUCCAACUUCAGGCUCUACCUGAACACCAAGCUGGCCAACCCCAGGUACAGCCCAUCGGUGUUUGGAAAGGCCAUGGUCAUCAACUACACCGUCACACUGAAGGGCCUGGAGGACCAGCUGCUGAGUGUGCUGGUGGCCUUCGAGAGGCGUGAGCUGGAGGAGCAGCGGGAGCAUCUCAUCCAGGAGACGAGUGAGAACAAGAACCUGCUGAAGGACCUGGAGGAUUCCCUCCUCCGGGAGCUGGCCACCUCCACUGGGAACAUGCUGGAUAACGUGGAGCUGGUGCAGACCCUGGAGGACACCAAGUCCAAGGCCACGGAGGUGUCAGACAAGCUCAAGCUGGCGGAGAAGACAGCCCUGGACAUCGACAGGCUGCGGGACGGCUACCGGCCGGCCGCCAGGAGGGGAGCCAUCCUGUUCUUCGUGCUGUCCGAGAUGGCGCUGGUGAACUCCAUGUACCAGUACUCCCUGAGCGCCUUCCUGGAGGUCUUUGGGUUGUCCCUGAAGAAAUCGCUGCCAGAUUCUAUCCUCAUGAAGCGGCUCAAGAACAUCAUGGACACCUUGACCUUCAACAUCUACAACUAUGGCUGCACAGGGCUGUUCGAGAAGCAUAAGUUACUCUUUUCCUUCAACAUGACCAUCAAGAUAGAGCAAGCCGAGGGAAAAAUCCCCCAGGAAGAAUUGGAUUUCUUUUUAAAAGGAAACAUCUCCCUGGAGAAGAGCCAGAGGAAGAAGCCCUGCCCGUGGCUGUCCGACCAGGGGUGGGAGGACGUCAUUCUUCUAUCAGAAAUGUUUUCCAAUAAGUUUGGGCAGCUUCCUGGUGACGUGGAGGAUAAUAUCACCCUCUGGCAGGAGGUGAUCCCACAUCUUCUCUCCCCUUUUCCACCUGCCAGCAACCUCCAGCUGACCAUACCUGCCCCUUGGGAAACCCUGGCCCUGGGCUGCCCUCCGGGAGGGUUUUUCAAUUUCGUUUCUUUCCCCAGGUAUGUGCAGCCCCCGAUGAUCAGCUUUGAAAGCAUUUUUGAGCAGAGCACGCCCAUGUCGCCCAUUGUGUUUAUCCUGAGUCCUGGCUCCGACCCUGCCAGCGACCUCAUGAAACUAGCCGAGAGGACUGGUUUUGGAGGAAACCGCCUCAAAUUUCUCGCAAUGGGUCAAGGUCAAGAAAAGGUGGCCCUGCAGCUGCUGGAGACAGCGGUGGCUCGUGGGCAGUGGCUGAUGCUGCAGAACUGCCACCUUCUGGUCAAGUGGCUGAAAGAGCUGGAGAAGUCCCUGGAGAGGAUCACCAAGCCCCACCCGGACUUCCGCUUGUGGCUCACCACUGACCCUACCAGGGACUUCCCCAUUGGGAUCCUGCAGAAGUCCUUAAAGGUUGUCACGGAGCCACCCAAUGGGCUCAAACUGAACAUGCGGGCAACGUACUUCAAGAUCUCGCCCGAGAUGCUGGAGCAGUGCCCGCACACGGCCUUCAAGCCCCUGGUCUACGUGCUGGCCUUCUUCCACGCCGUGGUGCAGGAGAGGAGGAAGUUCGGGAAGAUCGGCUGGAACGUGUCCUAUGACUUCAACGAGUCUGACUUCCAGGUCUGCAUGGAAAUUCUGAACACAUAUUUAACAAAAGCCUUCCAGCAGCAGGACCCUCGGAUCCCUUGGGGCAGCCUCAAGUACCUGAUCGGGGAGGUCAUGUAUGGAGGACGCGCCAUCGACAGCUUUGACCGUCGCAUUCUGACCACCUAUAUGGACGAGUACCUGGGAGACUUCAUUUUUGACACUUUCCAGCCCUUCCACUUCUUCCGGAACAAGGAGGUGGACUACAAAAUCCCUGUUGGUGAUGUGAAGGACAAAUUUGUUGAAGCCAUCGAGGCGCUCCCGCUUGCCAACACACCUGAGGUGUUUGGCCUUCAUUCCAAUGCCGAGAUUGGGUAUUACACACAGGCGGCUCGGGACAUGUGGGCCCACCUGCUGGAGCUGCAGCCACAGACGGGGGAAUCCAGCAGUGGCAUCAGCCGCGACGAUUACAUCAGCCAGGUGGCCAAGGACAUCCAAAACAAGAUGCCCAAGGUGUUUGACUUGGACCAGAUCCGGAAGUACCUGGGUGUAGGGAUCACGCCCACCGCGGUGGUGCUCUUGCAGGAGCUGGGGCGCUUCAACAAGCUCGUGACGAGGAUGAGCAAGUCUCUGGCAGAGCUUCAGAGGGCCCUGGCUGGAGAGGUUGGAAUGAGCAAUGAGCUAGAUGAUGUCGCCAGGUCUCUUUUUAUUGGGCAUAUCCCUAAUAUCUGGAGGAAGCUGGCCCCGGACACCUUGAAGUCCCUGGGGAACUGGAUGAUCUAUUUCCUGCGGCGGUUCAGCCAGUACACGCUGUGGGUCAAUGAGGGUGAGCCCCCUGUGAUGUGGCUGUCAGGACUGCAAAUCCCAGAGUCCUACCUCACAGCCCUGGUGCAGGCCACCUGCCGGAAGAAUGGCUGGCCGCUAGACCGGUCCACCCUGUUCACACAAGUGACCAAGUUCCAAGAUGCAGAAGAGGUGAAUGAGCGGGCAGGACAAGGGUGCUUUGUCUCGGGACUAUACCUAGAAGGUGCUGACUGGGACAUAGAAAGGGGAUGUCUGAUCAAGAGCAAACCCAAGGUGCUGGUUGUGGACCUGCCCAUCCUGAAGAUCAUCCCCAUUGAGGUGCACCGCCUGAAGCUGCAGAACACCUUCCGGACGCCCGUCUACACCACCUCCAUGAGAAGGAACGCCAUGGGGGUCGGCCUGGUCUUCGAGGCUGACCUCUUUACCACCAGGCACAUUUCUCACUGGGUGCUGCAGGGGGUCUGCCUCACCCUGAAUAGUGACUAACCCUGGGGUGAAGGAAACCAGGGCAAUGCGUGAGUUUUGGUCUUGAGUGCUGCUGCUCCCUGAAGAGCCCUCAGUCCUAUCGUUCCUUGGGGGGCCUUGGGGGCAGGGAGGAUGACCCUGAUUUUCCUUUCAUUUAAAAUCAGUAUUUGAAUCUUUUUCCAUUAAAUUAACUCAAUGGUUGUAUUUUUUAAAUUGCUUUUAAAAAUAUAUACAUAUUUGUUUUUAGUUGCCAA
Ictidomys tridecemlineatus (thirteen-lined ground squirrel) is the source of this 13730-nucleotide messenger RNA. The record is from RefSeq and is a predicted model, not a curated record. Lineage: Eukaryota; Metazoa; Chordata; Mammalia; Rodentia; Sciuridae.